GGGAGCUUGGAACAGCUUUCAGGCACCUGCUCCCAUUCUAGAUCGGGCCCGGGACACCCAGACAGAUGAGAUUGUUGCUCUGAAGAAGGUGCGGAUGGACAAGGAGAAAGAUGGCAUCCCCAUCAGCAGUCUGCGGGAGAUCACACUGCUCCUGCGCCUUCGCCAUCCUAACAUCGUGGAACUGAAGGAGGUGGUGGUGGGGAACCACCUGGAGAGCAUCUUCCUGGUGAUGGGUUACUGUGAGCAGGAUCUCGCCAGCCUUCUGGAGAAUAUGCCAACACCGUUUUCUGAGUCCCAGGUCAAGUGUAUUGUGCUACAGGUGCUCAAGGGCCUCCAGUUCCUGCACAGGAACUUCAUCAUCCACAGGGACCUGAAGGUCUCCAACCUGCUCAUGACAGACAAGGGCUGUGUGAAGACAGCUGAUUUCGGCCUAGCCCGCGCCUAUGGUGUUCCAGUAAAGCCAAUGACCCCCAAGGUGGUUACCCUCUGGUGGGCAACAGCAGCAGACUGCUUGGAGAGCUCCUACUUCAAGGAGAAGCCUCUACCCUGUGAGCCGGAACUCAUGCCCACCUUCCCACACCACCGCAAUAAGCGGGCUGCUCCUGCCACAGCUGAGGGCCAGAGUAGGCGAGGCAAGCCCUGAGACUGGACGACAUGCCCUCCCCAGACCGUGCGUCAGCAGUGGACAGGCAGCUCCCCUCCGAGCCAGGCUGACAGGGACUGCAGGCCCGCGCACAAGGAGGGGCCAUCUGGCAAGAGCAGGGCAGAAACUGCUGGCCCAACGGAGUGGAGUCUUGGAAACGAAGCUGGGCACAGGCCUUGGAAGCAAGCCUCAGAUCAUCACACCACUCACACCGGAUCUCACAGGCCACCCAGGGCAUAGGUGAUGGUAACUCCUAGUGUGCCCCUGGUGAAGAGGAGGGACCAGGCCUGGCGGGCCUCAAUAGGCCCUGGAAUAGCCCUGCUGCCCAGGAGAGGCAGCAGGCUCCCACCUCAGGGGAAGAAAUAAAAGCAUCUCUGACAAGGUC
Messenger RNA from Dipodomys ordii (Ord's kangaroo rat), 1028 nucleotides. It is a transcript of the gene Cdk10, whose product is annotated as cyclin-dependent kinase 10. Lineage: Eukaryota; Metazoa; Chordata; Mammalia; Rodentia; Heteromyidae. Gene Ontology annotation, molecular function: ATP binding; cyclin-dependent protein serine/threonine kinase activity. The coding region runs from base 95 to 643 and encodes 182 amino acids. The record is from RefSeq and is a predicted model, not a curated record. Gene Ontology annotation, cellular component: nucleus. The transcript has 8 exons. Gene Ontology annotation, biological process: regulation of mitotic cell cycle; protein phosphorylation.